This is a messenger RNA of Solanum stenotomum, 869 nucleotides long. RefSeq names its product octanoyltransferase LIP2, mitochondrial-like. The record is from RefSeq and is a predicted model, not a curated record. Gene Ontology annotation, molecular function: lipoyl(octanoyl) transferase activity. Gene Ontology annotation, cellular component: mitochondrion. The transcript has 2 exons. The coding region runs from base 105 to 782 and encodes 225 amino acids. Lineage: Eukaryota; Viridiplantae; Streptophyta; Magnoliopsida; Solanales; Solanaceae. Gene Ontology annotation, biological process: protein lipoylation.
GAAAUCAAAACCCAAAAACACUUCUUACACUUUCUCUCUCUCUUCACUGUUCGGAGGCCGCAAUCUCUCCUGUCUCCUCCGACCCACCCGCCGAUUACCGGCAAAUGAGGCGCAACCUUGAGAUUUGGAAGAUGGGCACGAUAAAUUACCUGGAGGCAUUGAAGCUGCAAGAGAAGUUGGCAUUUGAUAGAAAAGCUCUAAAAAUUACUGAUACCCUAUUAUCUCUACAACAUCCACCGACGUAUACAGUUGGCAAAAGGGAAACAAUUCAUAAUCUACUCAUUCCUGAUACCGAGCUCAAGUCCAUAGGGGCGGAACUUCACUAUACGCAAAGAGGAGGUGACAUUACUUUUCAUGGUCCUCACCAAGCGAUCUUAUAUCCCAUUGUUUCGUUGAGAGAUAUUGGUUUAGGGGCUAGAAUGUACGUUGAGAAACUUGAGCUAACCAUGAUUGAAUUGGCAUCUAUGUAUGGUGUGAAAGCACAGGCUGGACAAAAAUGCGAAACUGGGGUUUGGGUUGAGGACAAAAAGAUUGGCGCGAUUGGAGUUAGAAUUUCAUCUGGGAUCACAUCUCAUGGAUUAGCAUUCAACAUGGACCCUGAUUUAAACUACUUUAAGCAUAUUGUGCCUUGUGGGAUUGUUGAUAAAGGUGUUACGUCUUUGAAGAAUGAGACAGAUAUAGAGCUUCCUGCUGAAGAUGUGAUACAAGAGCAGUUGAUUGCUUGUUUUGUAAGAAUAUUUGGGUACAACGAUGUCGUUUUAAAAGAUAAGUUUGUAUUAUAAUUUGGUUAUAAGCACUAAUGUUAACAUAUGCUGAUACAUUAUGUGACUAAUUUUUGUAUAAGUAGACAUUGUUCAUUCAUUUGAUCA